AUGUCGUGUGGAUCCUCUCUCUCUCUCUCUCUCUCCUCUGCAUGUUCACCGUCUGCUUCUCUCAUCGCCAUCUCAUCUCCCUCCAUCGAUGGCAGCCNACGGGGAUCCUCCCCUUCUUCUCCCUUGGGCGACGGCGGCUCCUCAUCGUCCCCCCUUGAUUAUGAUGCUUCAGGAGAGCUCUUGGGCUUGGAUGUGGAUCUUCAUCCGAGGAAGAUCAUUCCUGGCCCUGCAAAACUAAGGUCCUGGUUUGGUCCAAAUGGCCAAUACAUAAGAGAGUUACCCUGUCCUAGUUGCAGAGGCAGAGGUUAUACACCAUGUACAGAGUGUGGUGUUGAAAGAUCAAGAUCAGACUGCGCACAAUGUAGUGGAAAGGGGAUAAGGACUUGUUUACAAUGUUUUGGAGAUCGCGUAAUAUGGGAAGAAUCAAUUGAUGAGCGGCCAUGGGAGAAAGCUCGAUCUAUCUCUCCACUUAAAAUGAAGGAAGAUGAUGAAGUUGAUAAGAUGGAGAUAAAAGUUAAUGUUACAAGAAAAUCAAAAAGAAUAUACCAGUCACCAUCUCCUGAAGUUAGUCUGAAGAUUAGCAGAUCACUAAGAAUUCUCAAUGCCAAAACAGGGUUAUUUAGUAAGCGGAUGAAGAUCAUACACCAGGACCCUGUGUUGCACGCUCAAAGAAGAGCUGCAAUUAAGAAAGCAAAAGGCACUGACGAAGCAAGGAAGCAAGCUUCAGAGUCUAUGAAAGCUUUUUUCUCUGAUCCGGAGAAUCGCCUUAAAAGAAGCGUAUCUAUGAAAGGAGUGAAAUUUUACUGCAGUCACUGUGGCGGAGAAGGGCAUAGAAAGCACUAUUGCUCAAAACUAAGAGAGACUUUAGGUGAGCUGCGGUUGAAAUGUAGUUCCUGUGGAGAAAGAGGUCAUAAUCAACGAACUUGCGGAAAGUUAAGUUCAGAUGAGGAAGCCAAGAGAAGAAAGCCGAGUAGUGAGUCCCGGCAUUGUAGAUUUUGUGGUCAAGUUGGUCAUAAUCGUAGGACUUGUCCUGAAAUUUCCAAGGUAAGCAACCUUGUUUCUCAGAGAGACAUUUUGGUUUCGAAAAGCAAGAAAUACUCAUGUAGUUUGUGCUUGGUAAAGGGGCACAACGUUCGUACUUGUCCUAAUAAAAAUGGAAAUCAAUAAUAGAUCAAUGGUUGUGAUUCCGGUAUCGGUUAAGAGAAGGUUUAUCAAUGGUUGGCUAGUUU
This is a messenger RNA of Asparagus officinalis (garden asparagus), 1229 nucleotides long. RefSeq lists its product as uncharacterized. The record is from RefSeq and is a predicted model, not a curated record. Lineage: Eukaryota; Viridiplantae; Streptophyta; Magnoliopsida; Asparagales; Asparagaceae. Gene Ontology annotation, molecular function: mRNA binding; translation regulator activity; single-stranded RNA binding. Gene Ontology annotation, cellular component: cytoplasm. The transcript is spliced from 9 exons. Gene Ontology annotation, biological process: positive regulation of cytoplasmic translation. Bases 1 to 1167 code for a protein of 388 amino acids.